Molecule: messenger RNA, 492 nt
Organism: Trichomonas vaginalis G3
Lineage: Eukaryota; Parabasalia; Trichomonadida; Trichomonadidae
Product: RNA polymerase II transcription regulator recruiting protein
Exons: 1
Coding region: 1-492 (163 amino acids)
Source: RefSeq, a predicted model, not a curated record
AUGCAAGAGUCAGAGCGACAGCAAAAAACGAAGCAUAAAUUCACGGCAGAGGAAGACCAUCUUCUCGAGGCCCUAGUCAGUGAAAAAGGUGAGAAUGCAUGGGAUCAGAUUUCUUAUUUGAUGCCUGGCAGGAAUUCAAGGCAGGUAAAAGAUAGAUGGACUAGAUAUUUAUCACCAGAUAUAAACAAAGCUGAUUGGACUUUUGAUGAAGAGGAAUUAUUGAUCAAAUUAGUAAAAAAGUUAAACUUUCAUUGGGUUAAUAUCGCAAAGCAUUUUAAGGGGCGUACAGACAACCAAAUUAAGAACAAGUGGAACAAUCUUAAAAAAUAUGUUGACUUUUUAGAUGUUAAAAAAGAAAGAACAUGUAAGCAGAAUCUACCAGCUCCACCAAAAGAAUGUUUAAGUUCUGCAUUAAAUACACAACUUAACAGCUGGACUAUCAUUGAUGAGGUUUUUCGGGAUACAAUAGAAGUUCAAUUUUACGAUUUUUAG